Molecule: messenger RNA, 645 nt
Organism: Camelina sativa (false flax)
Lineage: Eukaryota; Viridiplantae; Streptophyta; Magnoliopsida; Brassicales; Brassicaceae
Biological process (GO): double fertilization forming a zygote and endosperm; regulation of double fertilization forming a zygote and endosperm; regulation of protein localization to cell surface
Cellular component (GO): extracellular region; vesicle
Source: RefSeq, a predicted model, not a curated record
AUGUCGAUCAAAACUGUGUUUUCUCUUCUAGUGGUUAUAUUAUGCACCGCAGUCUCAGUUAAUGCUCAAUUACCGCAUUUUCCGUUCCCUUUUCCGUUUCCAAAUCUAUUUCAACCGAGUCCUGGUGUGCCUGGAAUUCCGGGGUUCCCAUUUCCGUUUCCAAAUCCAUUUCAGCCGAGUCCCGGUAUGCCAGGAAUUCCAAAGUUCCCCUUUCUGUUUCCAAAUCCAUUUCAACCGAGUCCCGGUAUGCCAGUAAUUCCAAAAUUUCCCUUUCCAUUUCCAAAUCCAUUUCAACCGAGUCCCGGUAUGCCAGGAAUUCCAAAGUUCCCUUUUCCGUUUCCAAAUCCAUUUCCACCAAGUCCUAGUAUACCAGGAAUUCUGCAACCGUCCCAAGCAAUGCCAAGGAUGCAAGACAUAGUCGUGACCAAAUGUUGGUCAACAGUUAUGAAUAUGCCAGGAUGCUUUGCGGAGAUGAGACAAGCCGUGAUGACCGACAAAUUUAGCAGCAUAGGUCCAGUUUGUUGUAAAGAUUUUCUGGAUGUUGAAGCUAACUGCACACCGAAUCUUCCCAUAAACCUGUUUUUCCCACCUAUGCUAAAACAACAAUGCGUCAAAAGUGCUGGUCCUCCAACCACCGCACCCUAG